AUGCAGAACUCAAAAACCAGUAGGAAUGGCUCUUCAGAUGCUCCGCAGAGGACGUCUCCAGCAACUCCGCGGUCGUCUCGUGUGGCUAAAACUGGAGGGAAUGAAACUGACUCCGCAGGGAUCACACCGACAAGAACACCUACAGAGAGGAGCCCAAAGGUCAUUGAGCGCCGUUCACCACGGAGCCCAGUUACGGAGAAGAAGCGCCCAAGUAGGCUAACUGAGCUGGAGUCUAAGGUCAACCAGCUCCAAGAUGAGCUGAAGAAGACCAAGGAACAGCUGAGCGCAUCAGAGGCACGAAGGCGCCAAGCACAGCAGGAGGCCGAUGAAGCAAAGAAGCAGGGGCAGGAUGCAUCGUCGAAGCUGGAGGAGUCGCAGUGCCAGCUUGUCGAGCUCUCAGCAGCAGAGGAAUCCCGUCUCCAGGAGCUGCGCAAGAUCCAGCAGGAGCGUGACCGCACCUGGCAGGCCGAGCUUGAGGCAUUGCAGAAACAGCAGUCGGUGGAUGCCGCUGCACUCAGCUCGGCCUUGUCUGAGAUCCAGAGGCUGAAGUUGCAGCUGGAGGCGACGGUGCAAUCCGAUACAGCCCGUGCCAAGCAAUGUGAGCAUGCGGACUCUGAGCUCGAGGGGCUGAAGCAGGAGAUGGAGCUCAGGCUUGCAACGAUUGAAGCCCUGAAAGUAAAUGUCAGUGAAAGUGACAAGGCUGCAGCUGAUGCGAAUGCCAUGGCAACUGAGGCCAAGCUGCAGCUUGAGACCGCAAAGGCCACCAUUGACACACUCCUAGCUGAGGGUGUCCGGUUGCAGGAAUGCCUGAGGUCAAAGGACAUAGAACUCAGUGAGUCUAAAGCUCGGGUAGCAUCGCUUGAGGAAGAUCUGAAGAAAGCGCAGGCUGCAGGUAAUGAAAUUCUGAAUGAGGCACAGGCAGGCAAUGCCAAUGGUGGCUUUGGCAGUCCAUUGACUGAAGUUCUGAAAAAGAGCGUGCAUCCCACCAGUGACGUCAAUGGAAGCUGUGGAAGUCCUGACCCAGAGAUUGAGCACUUGCGGAUGGCGCUUGAGGUGGCUGAGAUGAGGUACCAGGAGGAGCAAACUCGGAUGACCUUCGAGACAAAGACCGUCUAUGAGAUGCUGGAGAAUGUGAAGUCCGAGUGCACACGCCAAGUCUGUGAUAUUGAGCUCAAGCUGAAGAGCAAGAACGACGAGCUCAUGUCAGCGCAGGCAGCACUGACAGCCAAGGCGCAGGAGGACCUUCACAGGUCAGACGGGCUGAGUGAAAUGCAGCCGGAGCUGGAGGCGAAGCUGAUGAAGUCGAUCACAGACAUCGCGGAGCUCAAGGCGAACAUGAUGGACAAGGAGAACGCGCUGCAGAGCCUGGCGGAGGAGAGCGAGACUCUCAAGUCGGAGGCGGGCAGGAAGGAGGCCGACGUGCAGCAGCGGUACGAGGCGGCGGUGGCGGAGCUGGAGCUGGCCAAGGCGGCGGAGCAGGACGUGCGGAUGCGGCUCGGGUACGUGACGGAGGAGGCCGACAAGAGCAGCCGGCGCGCCGCCCGGGCCUCGGAGCAGCUGGACGCCGCGCAGGCGGCGAGCGCGGAGGCCGACGCGGAGCUGCGCCGGCUGCGCGUGCAGUCCGACCAGUGGCGCAAGGCCGCGGAGGCCGCUGCCGCCGCGCUCGCGGGCGGUGGUGGCAACAAUGGCGGCCGGAUGGUGGAGAGGACCGGGUCGCUGGACACGGAGUACAACGGGUCCAUCGGCGGGAAGCUGAUGGGGUCGCCGUUCUCGGACGAUGAGUCCCCGAAGCGGCGCAACAGCGGCGUGCUGCGGAGGAUGAGCGGGCUGUGGAAGAAGGGCCCCAAGUGA
This is a messenger RNA of Triticum turgidum subsp. durum (durum wheat), 1851 nucleotides long. NCBI's taxonomy places the organism in Eukaryota, Viridiplantae, Streptophyta, Magnoliopsida, Poales, Poaceae. The record is from the annotation of a GenBank genome assembly.